Spodoptera exigua (beet armyworm) is the source of this 1728-nucleotide messenger RNA. The record is from the annotation of a GenBank genome assembly. NCBI's taxonomy places the organism in Eukaryota, Metazoa, Arthropoda, Insecta, Lepidoptera, Noctuidae.
CUCAUCUCCUAACACGGAGAGGUUGUGUUUAAAGAUUACAGCAGUUUUAAAACAGAUUUAUCCUGUGUUGUUACGUGUAACCUUGAACUCAGUGAUGUGAAUUGUUAUCGUCAACAUUUAUUUGAGUGUUUGGUUUAUUUGUUAUUUGUGUUAAUAAUGGCGCUAGCAAUAUGUCUUUUCUUAGGCCUUCUACUGAGUUCGUCUUGUGAGGCCUACAAAGCGCUGGUGGUGUUUGGAAUGCCCUCAAAUAGCCACUUUAAUCUUGGCAAUGGAGUUGUUAGAAAUCUGUUAAAAGAUGGUCAUGAGGUAACAUACGUCACUCCUAUUGAAUAUAAGAACCCUCCACCAAAUCUUCGGCAGAUCGAUGUGAGCAGCAAUUUUAAUGCCUUACCAUCGGACAAAAUAAACAUAAAGAUUUUGAUGGAAGCCCCCACGCCUAGUGGUCAUCGGAAGUUCGUGAAGAUGUUAAUGAUUAAUCUGGUGAAGAAAACUUUGGAACAUGAAAAUAUACAGAGGCUGUUGAAUGAUACCAAUGAGCACUUUGAUGUCGUUAUCGUUGAGCAUAUGUUCUCGGAUCUUAGUGCAGGCUAUGCUACGAUAUUCAACUGUCCUCUAAUCUGGGUGAGUCCUGUAGAAGUGAACUCACUCUCGAUGGGUUUGGUCGAUGUUUUACCGAACCCUGCUUAUACUUCUGAUGCUUUGUCAUUAUAUAUGCCACCAUUUAAUUUCCUGGAGAGAUUGGAAGAGCUAUGGAUAAGAAUAACCGAUGAAUACAAUGACUACAUGGUUUAUGAGCCAUUGGAGGCAGCAGAAUAUGAAAGGUUAAUUAUACCUCAAAUCCAAAAGAGAGGUCGGCAAGCUCCACCUUACAGUGAAGUCCGAUUUAACGCAUCUCUAGUGUUAGGUAACUCACAUGUGUCUAUUGGUCUGCCCCUGGGCUUGCCACAGAAUUACAAGUCUAUAGGAGGCUACCACAUCGAGGAAGAAGUCAAACCAUUGCCUGAGGACUUGGAAAAGAUAAUGAUGAAUGCCAAAAACGGGGUCAUAUAUUUCAGCAUGGGUUCCAACUUGAAGAGCAAGGACUGGCCAGAAGAGAUCAAACGUGAUCUCCUUAAAUUAUUUGGAGAACUAAAACAAACUGUGCUCUGGAAAUUUGAAGAAGAAUUGCCGAAUGUGCCGAAAAAUGUUCAUAUUUUGAAAUGGGCGCCGCAGCCCAGCAUUUUAGCUCAUCCAAAAUGCGUGCUAUUUAUCACCCAUGGAGGGCUUUUGUCUACUACAGAAACUAUUCAUUACGGUGUUCCGACCAUUGCCAUUCCUGUCUUCGGAGAUCAGUUCAUCAAUGUCAAGAAAGCCGUAACUAGAGGUUUUGCUCUGCAAGUUAAGCUGUCUUACUCAUUGGCAACCGAUUUAAAAGUGGCGAUUCAAGAAAUGUUGCAUAAUCCUAAGUACAGACAGAGGGUAAAGGAGCUAUCCUACAUCUACCAUGAUCGUCCAGUGAAGCCGGGAGCAGAACUACGUCACUGGGUCCAGCAUGUUGUGAACACGCGUGGUGCUCCUCACCUGCGCUCUCCUGCUUUACUCGUGCCACUAUAUCAACGACUGUACCUAGAUCUAAUAGCCCUACUAUUAGUCAUUCUUCGAGUUCUUUAUGUUCUGCUUAGGAAUCUGUACCGUCGUAUUAAGUCCAAGCAGACUGUAAAUAAUACGAAAAAGGAUAAGAAGAAUUAA